Menidia menidia (Atlantic silverside) is the source of this 1055-nucleotide messenger RNA. Lineage: Eukaryota; Metazoa; Chordata; Actinopteri; Atheriniformes; Atherinopsidae. The record is from the annotation of a GenBank genome assembly.
GCCUGAUUCUCACGACAUAAAUAAGAUCCACGCGCCGCGCACGCGCAAACGCUCGCGCCCCACAGAGCCAGCGGACCGAGUCUGUCAGUUUAUCCGGGACCUUCCUGCCCCCGUCUCUGGAGCAAAUGUAGCCCGAAGUCGCGCACAGGCGAACACAGCGCGGAGGGGAAAAGCGGACGCAGGACCGGGAGUGUCUCUCACCGGAGACCAUGGGAGAGUUUUUCUAAAUUGACUAUGGCCGUGGACGCUGCAUCCAGUUUCAGCUUCUGUAGGCCAGCUGUGGAGUACAGGGCUCUGCCUGAGGACUUCAAGCACCAGCUGAGUCGGCGCACUGGCGGGAACCUAACCUGGCAUGACGGGCGUGGACAGAAAACAGCGGGAGGUAGAACGGUGAAGCUUCUGCAGCAGCCGGGCACGGAGCCCCUGCAGUAUCAUUCCAGCAACAGCUACGGGAUAUAUCACACCAGUCCAACGCAGCCAAGCCUGUUCCGCCCUGUUGUGCUGUGGUCACAACAAGAUGUUUGCAAAUGGCUGAAGAAACACUGUCCUCACAACUAUCUGACUUACGUGGAGGCAUUCUCCCAGCAUGCCAUCACAGGCCGGGCGUUACUGCGACUGAAUGGGGAGAAGCUGCAGAGGAUGGGCUUGGUGCAAGAGACGCUGCGACAGGAGCUGCUGCAACAGGUGCUGCAGCUCCAGGUGCAGGAGGAGGGACGCAACCUGCAGCUGCUCAGCAGAGGUACUUUUGGAGACACUUCAUAGUUGGAAAAGGUGGAAUUGAAGGAUGCGCAAUCAUUUUAAAAGUCUGUGGGAUAAAAGCACCCAGCCAGCAAUGAUUAAUGUUGUGACAUGUGAGCUGGACUUUGGCAGCUUUGUUCUGCAUCUACAUGGAAAACGGACAUCUUUAUGGACCAACUGAUGGAAAGCCUUGUGGUCAUUUUAUUGCUCCAUUCUGUGCUCAAUUAUCAGAAGUGUUACUAUGUUAUUGUCCUGUUUCUUUAUAUUUGAAUUUUUUUAAUGUCAGAAAAAAUAAUAAAAAUGUACAUCAGUGCUGA